AUGGCGGACUCGGACUGUGGAGGCUGUGGGAGCCAUGAUGAAGACAGUUUUCUAUACUUUGCCUAUGGUAGCAACUUGCUAACCGAGAGGAUCCACCUCCUGAACCCCUCGGCUGCGUUCUGCUGCGUGGGCCGCCUGCAGGAUUUUAAGCUUGACUUUGGCAAUCCCCAAGGCAAAGAAAGUCCUACUUGGCAUGGAGGUAUAGCUACCAUUUUGCAAAGUCCUGGAGAUGAAGUGUGGGGAGUAAUAUGGAAAUUGGACAAAAGCAAUUUAAGUUCUCUGGAUAAGCAAGAAGGGGUUACCAGUGGAAUAUAUGAUCCAAUAGAAGUUAAAGUUUACACUCAAGGAAAAAAAGAAAUCACCUGUCGAAGUUAUCAGAUGAAAAACUACGAGAGCGUUCCUCCAUCGCCACAGUAUAAAACGGUUAUUUGCCUGGGUGCAAAAGAGAAUGCUUUGCCAUUGGAGUAUCAAAAGAAGUUAAAAGCAAUAGAACCAAAUGACUUCAAAGGAAAACUGUCCAAAGAGAUUGAAGAUAUGAUCAAAAGGGGGGAAAGAGAAGCAAAUCAUUAG
Molecule: messenger RNA, 570 nt
Organism: Chrysochloris asiatica (Cape golden mole)
Lineage: Eukaryota; Metazoa; Chordata; Mammalia; Afrosoricida; Chrysochloridae
Gene: GGCT
Product: gamma-glutamylcyclotransferase
Exons: 4
Coding region: 1-570 (189 amino acids)
Molecular function (GO): gamma-glutamylcyclotransferase activity
Source: RefSeq, a predicted model, not a curated record